AUUUUGUCUCCUCUCCUUUCUCAAAAAAUUCAUUCCUUUCUUCCUCAUUCUCUCUCUCUCUCUCACAGACAUUUUUUUGUCAAACAGAUGGUGCUCGCUUAACGAACUUAACUAGCCCUCCGGGACUCUCUCUCUAUCUCUGGUUUUCUUCUCCGAUUAAAAGGAGGAAACAGCUAAAAACGAGAUCCUAGCUGAGUGUGAUGCAAGAUCGAGAAACAUGGAAGGAGUAGAGCUUGAACUAGAGAGAAGAAGCAAGUUCUUGAACAGCUUGAUACAACAGAAGAAGAAAGCAAAAGAGCAGCAAGACCUUAAAGAAGAGUUCAAUGUUCGUGUUAGAGCUUCGGAUAUGCCUCUGGCUAUGCAGAACAAAGCCUUUAUUUUGUCGCGUGAGCUCUUGAAUGCCACUCCUGGAAAAGCCGACAACAAAAGACUCGCUCUCGCCCUUAAAAAGGACUUUGAUUCAGCCUUUGGCCCUGCUUGGCACUGCAUAGUUGGGACCAGCUUUGGUUCAUACGUCACACAUUCCACUGGAGGAUUCAUAUAUUUCCAGAUCGACAAGGUUUAUGUUCUUCUUUUCAAGACUGCAGUGGAGCCCUUAUAGAUUUCACCAAUUGAGAAACAAGUUCAUCCAUCUGAAAAACCAUCUUCAACUAGUCCCCUCUCCCUUUCUUUUUCUACUGCUCAGUGUUAUUCACACACUAUUUAUUUCGAGUUUGAUGCAAAUCAAGAAUAGGUUCUAUGACUUAUGCUGUGUAAAUUACAUGUGGGCUUUUCUGCUGUGAAUUGUUUAAGACUUCACAGAUGCAACUUGAAAUCUUCUUGAGAAACUACUCAUGUGUAUGUUUUCAAGCUUUAUUUUUGAAUUGGAUACGAAUCAUUUAGGUAGUAGCUAGAAUUGGAA
Molecule: messenger RNA, 901 nt
Organism: Eruca vesicaria subsp. sativa (arugula)
Lineage: Eukaryota; Viridiplantae; Streptophyta; Magnoliopsida; Brassicales; Brassicaceae
Source: the annotation of a GenBank genome assembly